CCUGGGCAUAAGGACAUCAGUGGAGCCCUGCUGGACCGGAGUAGCAGUCCACCUCCGUGCCUGGGCCGUGGCGGGCAGCCCCAUGCCUUGGGAAGGCCUAUGAGCAGGGUGUGCAAGGAACAGCCCUCUUUCACGGAUGGCUUCUCCCUCCCUCUAUUCCCAGCAUCCAGGCUGUGCGUGCUGUUGCUGAUGCAACUGAAAUGGCAUCACCCGCACACAAGAGGGAGGUGGAGCACUGGCCUGGAGGGUUUGCAGAAGGGGUACAAGGAAUCUAUGGAGAGGGGGAUUCUAAGGGGUGGGUGAGAAAAGACUCCAAGCAGCUCAAAGAGGACUCAGCUUGCUCAAUGGGCACAAAAUGCACUGCCUAACCGAGAGAGGAAAGAAAACAGAAAACCAGGUUGGGGAAGGGAUGGAAUGGAGUAUCCUGAAGGAGGGCACUGGACAAGGACAUUCUAAUAGGGCAACAUUUUGUUGCAGGUCUCGUAUGUCAGGCAUUUUAGUUAUUCGGUUUCUGUUUUAAAUCUGGUAUUGUAUUUUAGGUCUUUGCACCGGGCUGGAUUCUGUUUGAUUUUGAUUUUUAAAAAGUAGUUUUAAACUUUUGAUUUUUAUAUUGUAUUUUAUUGUCUUGUAUUUUAUGGUUUUAAUUGAUGUGAACCACCCGGAGAGCUUUGGCUAUUGGACGGUAUACAAACAUACUAAAUGAAUAACUAAUAAGAGCCCUGGUGGAUCAGGCCCAAAGGGCCUUCCAUUCCAGCGUCCUGUUUCCCACAAGCCCCCAAGCAGGGCCGAAAUGCAAUGUUGCUCAUUGCUUUAUUGAUUAAGAAUCUCUUCCUUCACCCUUUCCUCUGCAGACACCAGAGGAAAAUUAUUCCAAUUAUACAAAAAUAGAACCAAGAACCAAUACGAAACAAUAAAAAUAAUAAAACAUCCAAGAUGAAGGGCUGUCCUGGGAGAUUCAACGGCACUAUGUUUGAGGUGACAAUCCGGUUUUUGGAUGCAGCGGGUGCAACUAGAUAUUGUAGAUCCUGGACUUGGGCACGACCCAAAGCGUGUUUAGGCAGACGAAAGACCUCCAACUCCCAGCACCCCCAGCCAGCCAUUUCUGCACCCCAAAAAUGCCAAUAGCCCCCCCUCCCCUUCAUCUCCUUUCUACUCCAGUAUCUGGUAUUUCAAAUACCUCUGAACACAGGGACUGGGGGGUGUCAUUUCUUCUUUUUUAUUGUUACAAAAACAUUUGUAUCCCACCUUUCCUCCUGGGAGAGCUCAAAGCAGAUUUUUUAAAAACACAUACACAUAACAACUAACAUCAUCCUUUAGUAAUUAAAAAAAAAUUCAACAUUAAAUCACACACCCACAAAAGCAGAAGAUUAAACCUGACGUGGCCCAAAUCACAAUAGAGACGCUUUCUAUGUUCCAACACACUUUUAUUUUUGAUGGAAAGGGAUUUACGUUGCAACAGAGAGCUCACCUUAGCCAAGGUGCAAACUCUGCCCAAUGCUGGGUGUGGUUAGCUUUCAUUAGCAAGUUUUGGUCAUGUACACAUGAAAUAUCUGAGCAUGCACAGAAUACUUUGUUGAUCCAACAGGAGAUUCUAGCCGACCACAGGUUUCCUGCAGUUUCUGUGGUUAGGCUAGCUCUUUCCUGUCUGUCCUGCAAGAGGAACUUGUCCAACAGUCAGCCGCUUCAAAGUUCACCCAGAGUGAGUUUUGUUUCUACACUGGCCACAAGAUUUCCACGUGAACAGUUCAACUCCAGUCCCAACGUGGCUUCCCUUAUGCCAAGGUAUGCCUAUGGCUACCACAAACUAAAACAGCAAACUAUUUAAAAUAUAUUUUUAAAGUUGCUCACCCCCACUCUGGCACCCUCUGAAUGUGUUGGAUGAUUUCCAAGCAGCCUGGCCAUUGGGGAUGAUGGGAUCUGUAGUACAUCAUAUCCAGAGGGUGGCAGGUUGAGGAAGGCUACCCUGGGCCAUCUCCCUAGUUAAAAUGCAAGGAAGGCAACAUGUAUUUCAGCCCUAAGGAAACGCACACAAAUGUAUGGCACAAUGGCACAGGCAUCAUCGGGUCCUGCAUCUCGUAAAGGUGGAUUGGGACCUGCGAGGGUCCGUUCCUUGCAGUGAUGGCAACGGAUGACGCAGGUGCUGCUGCUGCUUUCUUCUCCCUGUCACUUUUGCCAGAUCCUCCCCAAGGGUGCUGGCCGUGGAUUUUCCAUAGGGUGGUCACAGCCUUGGUGUUCCUCCUCACCAUGCUCCUGUUCCCCAUCUCUGGCUGGUUUGUUCUAAAGGUCGUUCCGGCUUACGAGCGAAUGAUUGUGUUCCGUUUGGGUCGGAUCCGAGCCCCACAAGGGCCAGGGGUGGUUUUGCUGCUGCCUUUCAUUGACCACUGGCAAUUGGUGGACCUGAGGACCCAGGCCUUCAGCAUCCCACCAUGUAAGCUCAUGUCCAGAGAUAGAGUGCUGGUAUCUGUCGGGGCAGACGUCCAGUUCCAAAUUUGGGAUCCGGCGCUUUCCGUCAUGAGGGUGAAAGAUCUCAACGUGGCCACGCGGAUGACUGCGCAGAACGUCUUGACCAAGCUCUUGCUCAAGAAGUACCUGCGGGAGAUUCAGACGGAGAAGCUGCGGAUCGGGGACCAGCUCCUGCUGGAAAUCAAUGACACCACCAGGUCCUGGGGCCUCGAGGUGGACCGGGUGGAACUGAUCUUGGAGAGUGCGUUGCAGACCCCCCAAGAGAACACCGCACGGCUGCCGAACUCGAUGCCCCCAAUCCCUGGCCUGGAGGGACUGGAUGGCACCUUCCAGCAGCUGGCCUUUCACUUCUUCGGCAAGACCCUUGCAGCCGCGGCCACCGAUCCAAAUGGGGGCUUUGAGGCAGCCACACAGGUGGAGGUGGUGAACGAAGUGGAGCCGCCAGCCCUUGCCCCUGAGGUCCGGCUGAGCAGCAGCAAUGCAAGGAGGACGCUAGAGGCCCAGGAGGUCCUGCUGACGGUGGAGAGGUUCCUGUCUGAAGCCUUGGUGAAGCAGGUCGGAGCUUGCUACCAGGUCAACAUCCUCCUGCCCAGGGGCGGCCAGAGCCCUUAUUUCAUUGAUCUCUCUGUAGGCAGUGGGAGAGCAGGUCCCGGGCUACCGGACCGCAGUCCCGACGUGGUGUUGGAAAUGGCCGAGAGUGACCUGGAGGCCUUUGUCUUGGGCGAACUCCACCCUCUGAGUGCCUACAUCAGUGGGCGGCUGCAGGUGCGAGGGGAUCUGAACGUGGCCCUGAAGCUGGAAGAGCUCUUGAAGGUGAUGAAACAGCGAAGGUGACCGAACUCUGGAUGCUGCAGCCGGGCUGCUGGCUCCAGUUGUAGGGAGCCCAUCACUCCCACCUUAUAGGCACCACAAUGUCUCUCUGUUCGUUUUCUCGGCCCAAUUCCAAGUGACCCAAGCAACCCUAAAAGGUUUGGGACCAGGCGGCCAUCGCCAACGUGAUUCUGCCCAGGUGAUGCCAUCUUCCAGAGAGGCCCUGCUCUCAGUCCCACCGCUAUCUGAGGCAUGUUUAGUGGGGACAGGAGAAAGGGCCUUCUCGGUGACUGCACCCCAACUGUGAAACACCCUCCCCAGAGAGAUGAAGGCUUCUUUUAUUGAGGCAGGUCUCAGGCCCGUUGAGUUGAUUUUUUUAAAAUGUAUGUUUCGUCUUUAAUAUGCUUUACAGCACAGUCCUAUAAAUGUCUACCUAACAGUAAGCCCCAUUGAGCUCAGUGGUGCAGCUAGAGUUGGGCCUUGGGGCCAGGGAUCAAGGCCAUGCAGUCCAAGGGAGGGGGGUGUCAAAGAACUACCAGAGAGUGGCAGGUGAUGUGGGCAGCAGGAGCAAAUUCUUGUAGUUGUGAUGCUGCUACAAUUUGAGUUUAAAAUGCCAAAGUGCAGGUGCUUCGAGCAUAUAUAUAUUUUUACCAGGGUUGGCAUAUUGUGUUUUGUUUUUAACAUAUCAGGAGUAUAGAAGCAGUUGUAAAGCACGGAAUGGUGGUGGAGGAUGAGGGCUGGCUGGGGAAGAGACUGUUGGCUGUGUGCACAUGGCUGUCUUUAGGACCCCCCCCCCUUAAGCCAUUAAGUGGGGGGUCUAGAACGAUCUAGCUGUGCCUUGUGCUCAAUGGGACUUUACUCCCAGUAAGUGCCUAUAGGGUCGCAGCCCUAGUGGUGGUGUCUUCUAUUAGUUUCAUCUGUGCCUUGUUUUUAUCUCUAAAGACUUGUUCGUAUUACAAUCAUCACUGUUGUCCACCUUGGUUGCUACAUGCCUAGAGGCAGGAUCUGCGAUGAAAUGAAGUAGAUGAAGAAGCACA
Elgaria multicarinata webbii is the source of this 4310-nucleotide messenger RNA. It is a transcript of the gene STOML1, whose product is annotated as stomatin like 1. The record is from RefSeq and is a predicted model, not a curated record. Bases 2119 to 3297 code for a protein of 392 amino acids. Gene Ontology annotation, cellular component: plasma membrane. The transcript is spliced from 6 exons. Lineage: Eukaryota; Metazoa; Chordata; Lepidosauria; Squamata; Anguidae.